Procambarus clarkii (red swamp crayfish) is the source of this 3954-nucleotide messenger RNA. RefSeq lists its product as uncharacterized. The record is from RefSeq and is a predicted model, not a curated record. NCBI's taxonomy places the organism in Eukaryota, Metazoa, Arthropoda, Malacostraca, Decapoda, Cambaridae.
GUGUGAUUCAUAAAACAAAUAUAAACUCACUCAUUGGCAACAGUCUCGUGUGAGGGAGGGAUGGGAUUGCUGGCAUACAGUCAGUCACUCUUUGUGUCCCAUAUCUGGCGGAUCUAUCGUGGACGCGCGCUCACAAUAUCUCCCAGAAUUAUCAGUAUUUGUGCUAUUUUUACUGCAAAAUGACGUACAAAACGAAGAUGAGGAAAACUCUGAAAGCUAAAAGCAUGCUAGCUGCCCGUAGAAGGUGCGAGCUGGCUAGAAUCCGUGGAUUACGCACUUUGACGAGUGAAGAUCGUGGAGGCCUCUCAGCCACGAGUGUCGCAGCCCGCUAAACAAUCCCACCCUCUGCCACCGCACAUUCUCCACCUUCUACUCCAGGUCUUGCACCUGCUACUCCAGAUGUUCCACCUGCUACUCCAGGUCUUCCACCUGCUACUCCAGACGUUCCACCUGCUACUCCAGACGUUCCACCUGCUACUCCAGACGUUCCACCUGCUACUCCAGACGUUCUCGCUCUUGAUGUUGCAGGGCCCAGCACCUCAAGUGCUGUUGCAGGGCCCAGCACCUCACGUGCUGAUUUGACAACUGCAAACAUUUCCAGAAAGCGUAAACGUAUCCAGAACAGUGCCGAGAAACGACUAAGUUUAUUUAGAAAACAAAUAAUUGGAAGUGACAGUGACACUGACAAGGACGGUGACACUGAAGGUGACACUGAAGGUGACAGUGAAGUGAAAUAUAGAGUAAAGCCACGUGAGUCUGCGCUAAUUGUCACGGAUAGGAAAAUGGAAAAAUGCCUUGAUAAAUUUAGCGUGUGCAUAAACUGUAAACUGGAUAAUUUUCGUCAUCACAUUACGAUUGUGCAACAUAAUGUAAAUGUGAAAAGAACCUGUAAUCAUUGUCAUUUUUCAUUCACUGAAGAAUUGAUGGGAAAUAAUGAAAAUCUGAUAUCCUUAGUGUACACCAAUAUGCUAAAUGGACAUGGAUAUUCAUAUUACAGGGGUAUGUGUUCCAUGGCAAACAUGAAAUGUGUAUCCUAUAGUGUAUAUAAUAGGAUCCAGAAAAUGGUAAAAAAUGCUGCCAGUGAGAAAUGGGUGUACUUGAAACAAAAACACUCGUCAUAUUAUCUUCAAUCAUUAUAGAGAAGAAUUUGAUAGGCACUCCGUUGGUGGGAUCCUGGACAUUGAUGUAUCGUUUGAUGGAUCGUGGCACACAAGGGGCCAUCAUUCACAAAUUGGGUGUGCCUUUGUUGUGGAGAUAUUCACAGGUCUCGUUGUGGACUACAGUUGUUUCUGCAAAAACUGCAGAAAGUGCCAUGUGUUACUGACUAGAAAACAAAACGGAAAAUUAACACAGACCGAGUUUGACAGUGAGAUGCGUAAACAUGUACCUAAUUGUGAUAAGAACUAUGACGGCACUGCCAAAAAUAUGGAGGCUGAUGCCGCAGUAUUGAUGUGGGGUCGAUCUGAAGAGCUCAAAUUCAGGUAUACGACCUUGGUUAGUGAUGGGGAUUCAUCAGCCUUCAAUAAAAUUUGUGCAAUGAAUAAUGGUGCUGGUCCAUAUCGAAAUGUAACCGUGGAAAAGGCUGAGUGUAUAAAUCACUUCAGCAAGAGACUUGCAACACAGCUCCGGAACUUUCAGAAAACGGCUGUGGAAUUGAAAGAGACAAAAGGCAAUGUGAAAAAGACCAGACGAAUGUCACUGGUGAAAGGAAAAGGUAAAUUAACUGAUGUCACCAUUCAAAAGUUAGCAAGUUACUUCACCAAAGCCAUCCGGGAUAACAUCAACACAGACUGGAAACGAAUGAGGGAUGCCUGUCUGUCCGGACUGUUUCAUACAACAUCGACUGAUGAGAAGCCAAUGCACGUGCACUGCCCUAAAGGGAAAGAGUCUUGGUGUUUUUACCAGCAAGAUAUUGCAAAUGAAAAAACCCCAAGAUCACACAAGACGAUGAGGGUACAUUUCCAGCUACCCAGUGUCCACAUGACUGAAGUCCUGAAGAUAUACUAUAAUCUUGUAUCAGACGACAACAUGACUAAGUGUCUGAAGGGCAAGACUCAAAAUCCAAACGAGUCAUUACACCAACGAGUUUGGAAACUCGCCCCCAAACACCAGUUUGUCAGUCGUGUAAUGGUAGAAUUUGCCAUGGCAAUGACAGCUGUCAACUAUAACGCUGGGUAUGUGAUGGGAUCACUGAACAACCUCCUCGGUCUACCACAAAGUGACGUACGAGACUGGUACUUGAACAAAAAGGACAAGGAUAAGCAGAGACCAACGAGACCCACAACCAAACCAAGAAAGGCCCCUGAGGGAGCUGACCCCGGCUAUGGCGGUGCCUACUAGUGCCACUCCAGUGCCACCUUGAGGACCCAUAUUUCUGACCAAUUAUAUUAGGCGAUCUGCAUGGAACUUGCACACCUUACUGAACCCAUGCCUAUCUACAAGGGUGCAAAUUUUGAAUGAUAUCGGUCAACAUCAACCUCAGCUAAAGGUGGCUGAACUUUAACCUCCGUUUGUGCAGGCUGCGAUGCUGAAACUUGGCCCAGUUGCAGCACCUUUCACAUGUAUCAGGAUAAUAAAUUUUCAAUGCCCUAAAACAACUUUUAAUUUUCAUCUAACAAACCCCUAAUGCCAAACGAGGGGUCAGUUGUGCAAGGCUUGAACCCAAGAGCAAAGACUACAGUGACAAUACCCACCAAGGGGUCAGGCUCGCCCUUGAUAGAAAACACUAUAGUGGCAUUGCCCACCCAGGGGUCAGUUAUGCGAGGUUGGCCUCCGAUAGAAAAGACUAUCGUGGCAGUACCUCCCCAACCACCAGUAGUGUGUGGCUGUCCCCACGCAGGAAAGACAAAAGGGUUAGCGUUAGUAAAGACUCUAGUGGUAGGAAAGACAAUAGUGCGAAAAAAGACAAUAGUGACACUACUUGCCCCAAGGUCGACCCUGGCGAGUCGGCCCUGAGAGACAACGCGAAUCCGAACCCCGGGGGUCACCACUGUGUGGUUGAUCUCUGAUGACUCUGACGCCAGCAACCCCGAAGUCGACCCUGGGGAGUUGGCCUCGGCGGGAAAGGAUCCUUGCUCCUCCACUCACCCUGGGGCCAGCACCAGGAGGCUGGCUCUGUGAGGGCGGGCUCCAGCUCCAGCUCCACUAUCAGGGCCACACCCACCGUGCCAGCAAUCCACGGGCUCUCCAGUGACGAACAACAAGCACAUGUAGACGACGACGACCGUGACUUCUGGGACAGCCCUCUCUCCCAAAGACCCCGGAACAGGCGGUAUACCUUCAGGAGGGUUAACAAUGGGUCAGAUGAUAGUAGUAAUAGCCACGACUCCCAACCCUUCCCAAUAACGAGUCAGGGGAUUAAUGGACUCCUGAAUCAAGCAAGGAAUGGAAUCCCUCGGUUAACAGAAGACGGGAACGACGCCCAGAUACCCUCUCAUGGUGCGCCCCCUGCCCCUGGGGCCGAGAACAGCACUGUCAUGGCGGGCCCAAACGCUCCAAGGGCAAACCAGCAACCUCAAAGACAGGGAGACACCCUAACCAUCUGGUUCCCGCUCCCCAAGCACUUCAAAUGCACAGAGACUGCCUGCUUCCACGUCCACUCAGGGAAGACAUGGACUUGCAAGAGAGUAUCACUAAUUAGACAACUGAGAGGUGGGCACGGACUAAAGAUAGAGAGGACCAGGUAUAUGUGCGCAGGGUGCGGCUUAACCCUAGGACAACGGCCAUCUACACAUUCAUGUGCACAGUUACAGAGAAUUCUGGCAUCAAGGCAAGAGGAAAAUGUUCAAUUGGCAUUUCCUUGUAGCAGACCGAACUGUGACUUCUCGUAUAACUCCGUAAUAGGGAAGAUGAGCCAUGAGCAAUACCACAUAAGGCAAGCAGUCCAGGGGCGAUGGAACGUCACCCAACAGAUUCCGGCCAGAAUGUUGCCACGCCUUACCCCAUCUCCCAAGC